AUGGACUCUGACAGUGAAAAACCUGAGAUAGACUCAGACUCAGAAAAAUACCCCAUAGCUUCUGCAUCUGUGAAACACCUGCUGAAGGCAGAAAAAUGCCAAAUGGCCUUAGAUUCUGUAAAACGCCUGAUGGAAUCUGAAAAAAGAUUGAUGGAGACUGAACAACACUGUAUGUUCUCUGCUUCUGAGAGGUAUGUGAUGGACUCAGACGUGGAAAGUGAUGGAAUGGGCUCAGCUUCUGCACCUGGGGUACAUUUGAUGGGAGAAGAAAAACACCAGGAGAAGACUAGAUCUAAGAUAUAUAUGAUGGACUCUGAGUCUGAAACAUGUAGGAUGGACUCAGAAAGAUAUGGGCUAGCCUCAGGAGCUGUGAAAUGUCUCAUGGAUGCUAAAACAUCCCAGUUGAGCACUGACACUGAGAAGCGCUGGAUGGAUUUUUGGUCUGAAAGACGCACAACAGACUUAGAUUCUGAAAGCCUGGGGAUAGCUUCUGAUUCUGUGAAACACAUGAUGAAGGCUGAAAAUUGCCAAAGGGCCUCUCACUUGGAAAAAUUCUGGAUGGACCUCAGGUCUGAAUCUGAAAGAUGCUGGACUGAUUCUGAAAGACAAGAGUUGGACUUUGGCUAUGGAAGAUGCUGGGACAGCUCUAGAAUAUAUCGACAUAGGUCUGCAAGACUUCAGGGUAGCUCUGAAAGAUGUCAGGAUGACUUUCAAAAAGAGUGGGAUAACUUAGAAAGACAUGAAAUAGACUCUGAUUCUGAAAAACAUCAAGCAAAUUCUGAUAAUGAAAGAUACCAAAAUAAGUUUGAAAGUGAAAGACACAUGAUGAAGAUGAAGAGGAAACAGUGUCUGAUACAAUCUGAAAAUCAGAGACUUCAAGUGGAUGAAAAGAGGGAAAGAUAUCUUGUGGAGUCUUACAGCGAAAAAGAGCACAGGAUUGUAUCUGACAAUGAAAGACACCACCUUGACUCAGAAAAUGAAGCGCAACGGCUUGGUGCUCGCAGAAAGGAUAAUCGUCCUCAGGGUUUUUGGAGGCCUGUUUUCCUGUCACCUCCACUUGGCCAAGGAAGGGAAACCGAAGAACAACACUCAGUGCAACAAAUUGAUAACAAAGUUUCCAGAAUUCAACUUAUAAGAUACCUGAGUGAUGACAAGAUUGUGAGAUUCAAAGAGGUUUCUCCAACUCUCACUCAUAAGCAAGACUCACAGCCAAAGUUAAAGGAAAAGCACAGCCACAACCCUUAUCCAGACCGAAACACAUUCAUGGAUAACAAGCAUCACAGAAAUGCCAGCUACAAAAUUUCUGUCUCUAAGAGUCGUUGCAAGAACUAUAGAUACCAACAGACUUUUCAGAGUUCUGGGUUUCAGAUGAAUUCUAUUCAUCUCCUAAGUGCUGAGGAUUACACCUCUGAAGUUUCAGCACCCGCCUGCCACCCCACCUCCAUGAGCCCUUGGUCUGCUGUAUGCCUUAAGACUCACACUGGAGCUCCAAUAUGUUCCAAAUGUUUCAUGGAAAUCAAUAAUUCUUUUCAUAAAUGUCUCAUGAAUUCUGAUGAUGAUUCAGACCCUGACUGUCCUUUACAUUUCCAAAUUUCCUUGGAUUCUAAAUAUUUUCUGAACCCCAAAUCUAUUAAACACUGCAAGACUUCUCAGAACAGACCUUUAUCUCAAUCCCUGGAUCCUAAGCAUCCUGUGGACAUCCGCUGCCCUCUACACCAGGAGGAUUCUAAAUAUUCCUUGGGUUCGACUACUUAUUUACCUUGUAAAAGUUGCUCAGCUCUCCAAAAUCUCAUAGACUCUACUGUUACCCAUACCUUUCCCCUGAAUCCUCAAAAUACCAUGGCCCACCAUAAUACCCCUGACCCAGACAAUGUUAUCAACACUAGCAAUGUUGCUAGCCUUAAAAGUGAGGGCAAGUUUAACCUUAUUGCCAAACUUGAAAAUGAGGCCAAUCCUGACAAUGAGACUAAACUGGUCAGUGCUGGCAAUCUCAAAGAUAAGGCCAAUGCCGAAGACAAGCCUCUUCUCAAAGAUGACACAGACUGUGAAGAUGAGACAGACUCCGAAGAUGACAAAGAUUCUGAAGAUGAAAUAGACUCUGAAGAUGAAAACAACACCAAAGAUAAGAAAGAUCCCAAAGAUAAGUCUGACCCUGAUGACACUGAUCCCAAAGAUAGCAAUGCUGAAAAUGAUGCAGGCACAAAUAAUGGUUCUGAUCCCAGUGGUGAUGCUGACCCUACAAGUGGAGCUGAUUCCAACAGUGAUGGUGACUCUAACAAUGGAACUGAUUCCAACAGUGAACCUGACUCUAACAUUAAUAAUGCCACUAACAAUAAUGCCAACUCCAAAUAUAGUACUGAUUCUGAGGAAGACAAACACACUAACAAUUCAGGAGAUGCCUCUGGCCUAGACAGUCAUGUUGUUCAGAACUGUACUGCUGAAUCCAACAAUGACACUAAUCCAGACUACACCUCUAGGCUCCAAAAUGGAACUGGCUUGGACUACACGUCUGGUUCCAAUAGUGGUGCUGGGCCCAGCAAUGCCAGUGGGUCAGGCAAUGACAUUUGCUCCAACAAUGGUACUGGCCCUAGCAAUGGACCUGGCCCCAACAACAAUAGACUUGGCCCUAACAUCAAAGUAUCUGGCUUCCAAAACAAUGGCUCUGACUCCCAAAAUAUCAGACCAGGUCCCAACGACUCUGGCCCCAACAUCAAUGGCCUUGGCCCCAACAAUAGCCCUGUCCCCAACAACAAUAGUCCUGGCUCCAACCAUAAUAGCCCUAGCCUUAAGAAAGACUCUGACUCUAACUUUAAUUCCAGGCCUAGUAAUGCUACUAAUCACAAUAGUGCUAUUAGUCCUAACAAGGAUACUGACUCCAACUAUGAUACAAAACCCACCAGUGCUGCUGGCCGCAACUACGCAGCUAUCUCAAACUAUGACUCAGACUUUGACUAUGUCCCAGGAUUUACCCAUGCAGUAGGUUCUAGCUUUGUAGUCAAUCCCAACUAUAUUGCCAGAAACAGCUAUGCUGCCAGACCCACCUCUACAUCUAACACUGUCAAUGUCACUGAUACCAGCAACACCACUAGUUAUAGUGGUACUGUUAGCCCUAGCUAUACUGCUGGCACCAACUGUGCCUCAGAUAGUAACCAUGACCCUAGAUUUACUCAUAUCAUUGACUGUAACUCUGUAAUCAACCCCAAUUAUGAUGCCAUAGGUACUCAUAAUGUUCGUAAUUCUACUAGUACUAGCAAUAUUAAUAAUCUCUCUGAGCCAGAAUUGGAAAUUGGUGCUGAUUCCUCUAUUUCUAAUAUUUUUUAUGGUAACUCUCCCACUUUUGCUGCUGGCACUAUUUACACUUCAACUCUUGAAAAUCUGACCACCUCUAAGUUUUAUUAUUCAUCUAAGCUUGGUAGAAAUUAUACAACUUUUGAUGAACACAAAUGUAGUGCCUGCCUCAAAGUCUUUGCUGGCUCCAUGGACUCUGCUAGUUUUCAUCAUGCCACUGAGUCCAAGGAUGUCCUUGAUGCCAAGGAAUGUAGCUUUUUAAAAGAUUUCUCUAGGGUCCAGAAUUCCAUUGGUAUCAAGGAUCUUGCCAGUUUAAAUUUCCACUCCAAUUCAAGUAUUUUGCUCCCUAGUUUUGAUAUUAUAGUAGAAGCUGAACUACCAGAUGUUGUGAAGUUUGCUAUAUCAUCAGGUGCUGCGAAUCAAUUUUUUAAGGUAUGCGAGCCGUGGAAGAGAGGAGACGAGGUAUCCAGUAUUACUUCUUCUUUGACCCCUGUAGCCAGCAACAUGGUUUUCCAUUUGAAAGACCCAUCUGCUAUACAACUGACAAAUAGCAAAAUGGCCUUGAUUGUACUGUGA
This is a messenger RNA of Ceratotherium simum simum (southern white rhinoceros), 3864 nucleotides long. Lineage: Eukaryota; Metazoa; Chordata; Mammalia; Perissodactyla; Rhinocerotidae. The record is from RefSeq and is a predicted model, not a curated record.